Molecule: messenger RNA, 2692 nt
Organism: Phyllostomus discolor (pale spear-nosed bat)
Lineage: Eukaryota; Metazoa; Chordata; Mammalia; Chiroptera; Phyllostomidae
Gene: SP9
Product: Sp9 transcription factor
Exons: 2
Coding region: 114-1568 (484 amino acids)
Biological process (GO): regulation of transcription by RNA polymerase II
Molecular function (GO): DNA-binding transcription factor activity, RNA polymerase II-specific; RNA polymerase II cis-regulatory region sequence-specific DNA binding
Source: RefSeq, a predicted model, not a curated record
UGCUCGGCGAGAGCGCGGGGACACGGGAGCUGCGCUGGACCGGAGCGGUUUUCCCAAGCAGCCGCCAGGCUCAGCUCCACUCCUGGCCCCGUCACGCAGCCCAGGGACUUGCUAUGGCCACGUCUAUACUUGGGGAAGAGCCGCGCUUCGGAACGACCCCAUUGGCCAUGCUGGCGGCGACCUGCAACAAGAUUGGCAAUACGAGCCCGCUGACUACGCUGCCUGAGUCGAGCGCCUUCGCCAAGGGCGGCUUCCACCCCUGGAAGCGCUCCUCGUCCAGCUGCAACCUCGGCUCUAGCCUCUCCGGCUUCGCGGUGGCCACUGGUGGCCGCGGCUCAGGCGGCCUGGCGGGUGGCUCAGGCGCAGCCAACAGCGCCUUCUGCCUGGCCUCUACGUCCCCCACGUCGUCCGCGUUCAGCAGCGACUACGGCGGCCUCUUCUCCAACUCAGCGGCAGCCGCGGCGGCAGCAGCCGGUGUGUCCCCGCAGGAGGCAGGUGGCCAGUCGGCCUUCAUCUCCAAGGUGCACACCACAGCGACCGAUGGCCUGUACCCGCGCGUGGGCAUGGCGCACCCGUACGAGUCGUGGUACAAGUCAGGCUUUCACUCUACACUGGCAGCGGGCGAGGUGACCAACGGCGCGGCGUCGUCUUGGUGGGACGUGCACAGCAGCCCGGGCUCGUGGCUGGAGGUGCAGAACCCCGCUGGGGGGCUCCAGAGCUCGCUGCACUCGGGCGCCCCCCAGGCCUCGCUGCACUCGCAGCUCGGCACCUACAACCCCGACUUCAGCUCGCUCACUCACUCGGCCUUCAGUUCCACCGGCCUCGGCUCCUCCGCUGCCGCCUCGCACUUGCUCUCCACCAGCCAGCACCUGCUGACCCAGGACGGCUUCAAGCCGGUACUUCCCUCCUACUCAGACUCCAGUGCAGCUGUGGCUGCUGCCGCUGCUAGCGCCAUGAUCUCGGGAGCCGCGGCCGCCGCCGCCGGGGGGAGCUCCGCGCGCUCCGCCCGUCGCUACUCCGGCCGCGCCACCUGCGACUGCCCCAACUGUCAGGAGGCUGAGAGGUUGGGCCCGGCCGGGGCGAGCCUGCGGCGCAAGGGCCUGCACAGCUGCCACAUCCCGGGCUGCGGCAAGGUGUAUGGCAAGACGUCGCACCUGAAGGCACACCUGCGCUGGCACACGGGUGAACGGCCCUUCGUGUGCAACUGGCUCUUCUGCGGUAAGCGCUUCACACGCUCGGACGAGCUACAGCGGCACCUGCGGACUCACACAGGGGAGAAGCGCUUCGCCUGUCCGGUAUGCAACAAGCGCUUCAUGCGCAGCGACCACCUGAGCAAACACAUUAAGACGCACAACGGGGGUGGCGGGGGCAAAAAGGGGAGCGACAGUGACACGGACGCCAGCAACCUGGAGACGCCCCGCUCGGAGUCCCCUGACCUUAUCCUGCACGACUCCGGUGUCAGUGCUGCCAGGGCAGCGGCUGCGGCUGCGGCGGCAGCAGCGGCUGCGGCAGCGGCGGCAGCCUCAGCAGGAGGCAAGGAAGCAGCGUCUGGCCCCAGCGACUCUUAGAGGGCUUGGCGUGAGGCGCGAGCGAGUAGAGACACCGAGAGCGAGCGGAGCGGAGAAGUUCGAAAGGCGAGCAAGCGGAGAACGGGCCGGGGCUCCGGUGACGCCGCUGGGCCGGCGCGAGAUGGAGCAGUAACCGACUCUCCAGCUACUCUUCGCCGGCCACGCCUGGAGCUUCCUGCUGCUGUCCGAGCCCACAAGAGAAUCGAACGCAUGGUCCAGGAACAAAAGCGAACCACCCUCCAACACAAGCACUUAAAAACUUUACACAGAAACAUACAUACACACACCGGAGACCUACAACUAAAAGCACGCACACUCGCGCACAAACACACCACUCGCACAAACUUCUUGAGAGAAGAGCAAUACACAGAAACGCUCCCUCCUCCUCCACCGCCCACCCCCUCCACCAACCUCCUCUUUCCUUUUCUCCAAAAACAAGCCACUACCCUGCAAAGGACUGUCAGAACAUUUGAAAACAAAUGGGACCUAAAAAACAGACCCUUUGUGUGGAUUAUAUUAUAUAUAAAAAUGCUCCAAGUCCUGCUUGAUAUCUACUUACAAUGAGACUUUUUUCCCUAAAAAAAGGAAGCAUCAAAAAAAGCUUAAGGUGAGAAAUUAAACUGGAAGUCUAGUGACAGUUUCUCUGUAUUUCAUAACUUCUGUAUAAAUAGGGUUCAAAAGAUUGUGUUUUCUUUUAUUUUCUUGUAAAUGUUCAUUCGAAUAGAGGGGUUUUUUUGGUGAAUUCCUGAAAUUCAGGGAGUUUUUUUCUUUAAUUUUCUGAUGCACUUUGUGAAAGUCAGUAUAUAUGUAAAAGAUAUUUAAAAUGUUGAGUUAUCAUUUCACUCACAAAAACGUAAGUUAAAGUCAUCUAAAGAAAUUAAAUGCGUUUACCUGUAUGAAGAAAAUCUUGACAUCAUAUUUUCAUUUUGGUAUUAUUAAAGGACUCUGAACAAUACACUUCCUUUUUUUAAUCCUGUUCCUCAAUAACUUUUAUGUGGGUCCACUAUUUUGGGUUGGGAAAAAAAUUCCCUUAAUGUUAGUUUUAGGUAAUGUAAGGUUCAUGUAAGUUAUGAAAGCCAUAAACAUAUACAUUUUUUGAGGAGUCAAAAUUAUUUAUUUGUAUA